Molecule: messenger RNA, 1737 nt
Organism: Drosophila bipectinata
Lineage: Eukaryota; Metazoa; Arthropoda; Insecta; Diptera; Drosophilidae
Product: insulin-like growth factor-binding protein complex acid labile subunit
Molecular function (GO): protein binding
Source: RefSeq, a predicted model, not a curated record
AACUGGAUUUCGUUGCAUUUUCGCUUCCCGUUUAGUGAGAAUCCUCAGUUGUUGCCGAUCUCUGGACCAAGAAUGUUGUUGACAGUCAAAUGGAUUCUGUUCCCUGGCUUUUUGUGGCUCUUCUCGACGGGGCUUUUUCCCUGGACAAGAGCUCAAGAUCUUUGCCAGCCCCGGGGUUGGCGCAAUUUCGAGUGCCUUGAAGUGGCCUCUCUGGAGGAUCUAGUGGAUCUGGGGGCCGAGAACUGGCACACACUCAGCAUCCGGAACGAGAAUACAGAGCUGGAGGUGGGGUCAGGGGAAUUCCUCGAUCACUUGGCCAACCUGGUCGAGCUGGAUUUAACCAAGGCAGCUCCAUUUAACCUAAACGGUAGCGGUUUCUCGAUUCUGCCCAAUCUGCGAUAUCUGAACCUCAGCGGGUGUGGGCUUGACAACCUCCAGGGAAACCACUUUGCGGCUGAGUCAGCACUCCAACGACUCGAUGCCAGCCACAAUCAGAUAGUGAUUUUGGAUCGGGACUUUUUCAUAAAUCUUCGCAAGCUGAUUUAUGCAAAUUUCUCAUACAACAGUCUCACCGACUGCGAUCUGCCACACAUGCCGUUGCUCAAUCGCCUGGAACUGGGGCACAAUCGAUUGGUGGGCGCCACAUUCGGUGUGUGCCCCCAGUUGCAGCAGCUGAUCCUCAACGACAACCAACUAGCUCAGCUAGACGUCAACGCAUUCCGUGGGUUGCAUGGUCUCCUGGAACUGCAACUCAGCGGCAACAGGCUAUCCUCCAUUGGACAGGAAACCUUUCAGCCCCUCAACCAGCUGAGGGUACUCAACCUCUCCCGCAAUGCCCUGGAUGCACUGCGUCCCAAUGUGUUCGGAGCAGCCCAGAAUUUCAUGCUGCAUCUGCAACAGCUGGAUCUAUCAGGGAAUCGGAUUAGGCUGCUGUUUGAUAACCAAUUUCGGGCCCUGGCCAGACUCCAACUGUUGGAUGUGUCCAGGAACAGCAUCGCCAGCCUGAGUGCCGGACACUUUGUGGGCUUGGGAGCACUGCGAAAGCUGUAUCUGCAGUCCAACGACAUUCUGGAGAUCAAGCCCGACACCUUUGCAGCACUCAUGAACCUGGACACCCUUGACUUGUCGUACAACAGCCUGGAGUUUCUGGAGGAGCAGAUCUUCGGGUCCAACACUCUGCUUCGUAUGCGAAAGCUCAACCUGAAUGGCAAUCACCUGAAGCGUCUCCAUCCGCUGGCCUUAUCGUCGCUGCCUUUCCUGGAAUAUCUGUCCUUGGGACACAACGAACUAAAAUCCCUCGAUGUGCGCAUGUUUGCGCCCAUGCGACGCCUACAGAAGCUCCAUCUGGGUCACAACCAGCUGGAAGAGAUCACCAUCGAUGUGCUGGAGAGCUUGAGCAGCGUGUCCGAAGUCUUGGUGGACAACAACCGCCUGACAUUUCUGGCCAAGGUAAACGUCAGCUUUCCCAACCUGAAACGGGUGGCCAUCGAGGGCAAUCCUUGGCAGUGUCCGUGCUUUGUAAAGCUACAGCACUGGCUGGCCACCAGGGAGGUGGUUUAUCUGCGGGACAACACGGCCUACUACAAAGGUGAACGACCCCUCUGCAUUGUGACAUCGGUGGACCACUGCAUCCAGAAUCUGCAGGCAGUCCGGAAACUAAACAUCCUUGGCGUUUAUCAGGGGGAGCAGGUAGAGGCCGAUGCCUUCGAGGAAGAUAUCAGUGCUGCCGAAGACUGA